Messenger RNA from Achroia grisella, 1397 nucleotides. RefSeq names its product malate dehydrogenase, mitochondrial (gene Mdh2). Gene Ontology annotation, cellular component: mitochondrion; cytoplasm. Gene Ontology annotation, molecular function: L-malate dehydrogenase (NAD+) activity. The transcript has 6 exons. Gene Ontology annotation, biological process: tricarboxylic acid cycle; malate metabolic process. The coding region runs from base 144 to 1172 and encodes 342 amino acids. Lineage: Eukaryota; Metazoa; Arthropoda; Insecta; Lepidoptera; Pyralidae. The record is from RefSeq and is a predicted model, not a curated record.
UUUUUAAUACGUUCGUUCACGUUUUCGCACAGAAGUUUUUAAUCGAAAUUACAUUUACACUGUGAAGGCAAAGGUCGCCUAGGUCAGGCGAACUUUUUUAGUACUUAUUUAAUUUACUGAGACUCGUAAAAAAUAUACCAAAAAUGUUCUCCCGCGCUUUCAAGCCCGUCUCAUCUGCAGUAGCCCAGAGUGGCUCAAAGAAUUUUUCCACAUCAUGUCAGAGGAAUUUCAAAGUCGUGGUCGCUGGCGCAUCCGGAGGUAUCGGUCAACCUUUGGCCCUGCUCCUAAAGCAGAACCCUCUGGUGACACGGCUGGCGCUUUACGACAUCGCGCCGGUGACCCCAGGAGUUGGAGUUGACCUUUCUCACAUGAAUACCCCAGCCAAGGUCUCUGGUCACAAAGGUCCUGAGGAACUCUCUGCAGCCAUUAAAGAUGCCGAUGUGGUGGUCAUCCCCGCCGGCGUGCCCCGCAAGCCAGGCAUGACUCGCGAUGACCUGUUCAACACAAACGCUUCCAUUGUGCGAGACCUGGCCAUCUCCAUCUCCCAGAACUCACCGAAAGCUAUCGUGGCCAUCAUCACCAACCCCGUCAACUCUAUGGUUCCCAUCGCAUCUGAGGUCUUGAAGAAGGCUGGAGUGUACGACCCUCGCCGCGUAUUGGGCGUCACCACCCUCGACGUGGUACGCGCAGCUGCCUUCAUCGGAGAGAUCAACGGCGUUGACCCCCGCUCGGUGACCAUUCCAGUCAUCGGUGGUCACUCCGGAGUCACUAUCAUUCCAGUUCUGAGUCAGAGCCAGCCACAAGUGAAGCUUAAUGACCAGGCCAAGAUUAAGGCACUCACAGAGAGGAUACAGGAGGCUGGCACUGAGGUGGUUAAGGCGAAGGCUGGAGGCGGCUCCGCCACUCUCUCCAUGGCGUUUGCUGGUGCGCGCCUCGCAGACGCUGUCCUCAGGGGAUUGAAGGGUGAUGCUAACGUAGUUGAAUGCGCUUACAUCAAAUCGGAUCUCACCGAGGCGACGUACUUCGCGAACCCUGUCCUCCUGGGGAAGAACGGAGUGGAGAAGAACCUCGGCUACGGCCAACUGAACGAGUACGAGCAACAGCUCCUGAAGGCCGCCAUCCCCGAGCUCGUGAAGAACAUUAAGACUGGUGAAGAAUUCGUGAAGAAGUAAAUAGUAAAUUAUAACAACCAGGCCAGUUUUGGACAAUAAAUGGUGGUAGAGGGCGCUGCUUGUUAAUGAAUGAUAUAUUAAUGAUAAACUUGUAUAUGUAUAAGAAUAUUGUAAAUAUAUACGUUUUUUUAUUUCAUCAAAACAAUAUUUUAAAGAGAUUUUUUGUUUGUUAUAACAAAACUCAUAAAUAAUUCAUUUUUUAUCUGCACUUACAUUAUUAGCGAG